Molecule: messenger RNA, 3314 nt
Organism: Phodopus roborovskii (desert hamster)
Lineage: Eukaryota; Metazoa; Chordata; Mammalia; Rodentia; Cricetidae
Gene: Itga2b
Product: integrin subunit alpha 2b
Exons: 30
Coding region: 57-3170 (1037 amino acids)
Biological process (GO): cell-matrix adhesion; cell adhesion mediated by integrin; integrin-mediated signaling pathway
Cellular component (GO): integrin complex; external side of plasma membrane
Molecular function (GO): integrin binding
Source: RefSeq, a predicted model, not a curated record
UAGGGAAGAGGAAAGUGCUGGCCCAUUCCUGUUUAGGAGGUUUAGGGAGAGGGAGGAUGGCUAAAGUUUCAUGGACAUGGCACGUCCUGUGGUUGCUGCAGUGGACGCCGCUGUUCUUGGGACCUGGUGCUGCUCCUCCAGCCUGGGCCUUGAACCUGGACCCUGUGAAGUUCACCAUCUAUGCAGGUCCCAAUGGCAGCCACUUUGGAUUUUCAGUGGACUUUCACAAGGACAACCACGGGAGUGUGUCCAUCGUGGUGGGCGCCCCCAGGGCCCUUAGCGCAAGUCAGGAGGAGACUGGCGGCGUGUACCUGUGCCCCUGGAAGGCCAAUGGCGGCAAGUGCACCUCGUUGGUCUUCGAUCUAAGGGACGAGACCCGACACGUAGGCUUCCAGACUUUCCAAACCUUCAAGACCGGGCAAGGACUUGGGGCGUCGGUCGUCACCUGGAAUGACGUCGUUGUGGCCUGCGCCCCCUGGCAGCACUGGAAUGCCCUAGAAAAGAACGAUGAGGCAGAGAAGACUCCGGUAGGUGGCUGCUUCGUGGCUCAGCUCCAAAGCGGCGGUCGCGCGGAGUACUCGCCUUGUCGCGAAAACACCAUGAGCUCGGUUUACUCAAAAAACUUCAACCGAGACAAGCGACACUGUGAGGCCGGCUUCAGCUCUGCGGUGACCCAGGCUGGAGAGCUAGUGCUUGGGGCCCCUGGCGGCUACUUCUAUUUAGGUCUCCUGGCUCGGGUUCCCAUUUCGAGUAUCAUCUCUAGUUACCGCCCGGGUACCCUUUUGUGGCACGUUCCCAACCAGCGCUUCACCUUCGACUCCAGCAACCCAUUGUACUUCGACAGCUACCAGGGGUACUCGUUGGCCGUGGGCGAAUUCGAUGGGGAUCUGAGCACUACAGAGUACGUCGUCGGUGCCCCCACUUGGAGCUGGACCUUGGGAGCGGUGGAAAUUUUGGACUCCUACUACCAGAAGCUGCACCAGCUGCAUGGAGAGCAGAUGGCUUCGUAUUUCGGGCACUCAGUGGCAGUCACUGAUGUCAAUGGGGACGGGAGGGAUGACCUACUGGUGGGGGCUCCGUUGUAUAUGGAGCACAGGGCAGACCGAAAGCUUGCCGAGGUGGGCCGUGUGUACUUGUUUCUGCAAUCUCAGGGUCCCCAUAUUCUGGGCACGCCCACUCUCCUGCUGACCGGCACUCAGCUCUAUGGGAGAUUUGGAUCUGCCAUUGCACCCUUGGGUGACCUCAACCGGGAUGGCUAUAAUGAUGUUGCUGUGGCUGCCCCCUAUGGGGGUCCCAGUGGUCGGGGCCAAGUGCUGGUGUUCCUGGGUCAGAGUGAGGGACUGACUCCACGCCCCUCCCAAGUCCUGGACAGCCCCUUCCCCAGAGGCUCUGGCUUUGGCUUCUCCCUUCGUGGUGUUGUAGACAUCGAUGACAAUGGAUACCCAGACCUGAUAGUGGGAGCUUACGGGGCUAGCAAAGUGGCUGUGUACAGAGCUCAGCCUGUGGUGAUGGCCACUGUCCACCUGCUGGUUCAAGACUCCCUGAAUCCCACCCUGAAGAACUGUGUCCUGGAACAGAGCCAGACACCAGUCAGCUGCUUCAACAUCCAGAUGUGUGUGGGAGCCACGGGGCACAACAUUCCUCAGAAGCUUCAUCUAAAGGCAGAGCUGCAGCUGGACCUGCAGAAGCCCCGUCAGGGCCGCCGAGUGCUCCUACUGGACUCUCAACAGUCGAGCCUCACCCUGAGCCUGGUCCUGGGUGGAAAAAACAGAACUACCUGCCACACCAUCUUGGCCUUCCUUCGAGAUGAGGCAGACUUCCGGGACAAGCUGAGCCCUAUUGUGCUAAGCCUCAACGUGUCGCUGCCCCCAGAAGAGACUGGAGUAGACCCCGCUGUGGUGUUGCAUGGAGAAACCCAUGUCCAGGAGCAGACCCGGAUCAUCCUGGACUGUGGGGAAGAUGACCUGUGUGUACCGCAGCUCCAGCUCACAGCUACUGUGGGGGACACCCCGCUUCUAAUUGGUGCUGACAACAUGUUGGAGCUGAAGAUUGAUGCAGCCAAUGAGGGUGAGGGAGCCUAUGAGGCAGAGCUGGCUGUGCACUUGCCUCUAGGAGCCCAUUACAUGCGGGCUGUCAGCAAUGUGGAGGGCUUUGAGAGGCUCAUCUGUACUCAGAAGAAAGAGAACGAGACCAGGGUGACACUGUGUGAGCUGGGCAACCCCAUGAAGAAGGACACCAGGAUCGGAAUCAGAAUGCUGGUGAGUGUGGAGAACUUGGAAGAAGCAGGGCAGCAUGUGUCCUUCCAGCUUCAGAUCAGGAGCAAGAACAGCCAGAAUCCAAACAGUAAGCUUCUGCUGUUGCCUGUGGCAGUCCGGGCUGAGGCCACAGUAGAGCUUCGAGGGAAUUCCUUCCCUGCGUCCCUGGUGGUGGCAGCAGAAGAAGGUGACCCGGAGCAGGAUGGCAUGGACAGCUGGAUCCCCAGGGUGGAACACACCUAUGAGCUCCACAACAAUGGCCCUGGUGCUGUGAAUGGCCUCCGACUCAUCAUCCACUUUCCCAGUCAGUCCCAACCCUCGGACCUGCUCUACAUCCUGGACGUGAAGCCCCAGGGGGGUCUCCUUUGCUCCUCACAGCCAACCCCCAAGCCUCUCAAGCUGGACUGGAGGCUGCCCACUCCCAACCCUUCCCCCAUUCGCCCCGUCCAUCACCAGCGCAAACGCAGACAUGUGUUCCUGCAGGAACCGAAGCAGCCAGCGCAGCAAGACCCAGUUCUGGUGAGCUGCAACGACUCAGCGCCCUGUACGGUGGUGGAGUGUGAGCUGCGGGAGAUGGCGCGCGGGCAGCGAGCCAUGGUCACAGUGCAGGCCAUGCUAGGGCUGCCCAGCCUCCGCCAGAGGCCGCAGGAGCAGUUUGUGCUGCAGUCGCACGCCUGGUUCAACGUCUCCUCCCUGCCCUACUCGGUGCCGGUGCUCAGCUUGCCUAGCGGACAAGCUCUGGUGCAGACACAGCUGCUUCGGGCCUUGGAGGAGAAGGCUAUUCCUCUCUGGUGGGUGCUGGUGGGAGUGCUGAGCGGUCUGCUGCUGCUCACCCUGCUGGUUUUGGCCAUGUGGAAGGCUGGCUUCUUCAAGCGGAAUCGACCUCCUCUGGAGGAAGAUGAAGAGGGAGAGUGAUGGAUGACACUGGUGCCUGCUUCACGUCCUGUUCCUGACCAGUGGCCCUGCUCGGAACUCCAUGGGUUCAAAUUACUACAUGGGCUCUUCCCUCCCCAGCACAGUGGGCAUAUCCCCUGUCCCACUGCCUAAUAAAGAGGCUGA